AUGUCCAUCCUGGACGCCUACCCCGAGUACGGCUCGACGGCCUGCCUCGACACGCUGCGGCAGACCGACUACAGCUACCUCGACGAACAGCACCACGUGUACCUCGACUACACGGGCAGCGGACUGGCCGCCCGCAGCCAACACCGCGCGCACGCCGAGCGGCAGACGUCGUUGGUGCUGGGCAACCCGCACUCGGUGAGCCCCACGAGCGAGUGUGCCACGGCCUUGGUGGAGGCGACGCGGACGCAGAUCCUGGAGCACUUUGGAGCGUCGCCGGACGAGUAUGCCGUCGUCUUUACCGCGAAUGCCACGGGCGCGGCGCGUCUUGUGGGCGAGGCGUACCGCUGGGGGCCCACAUCGACGAGCACGAGGACGAAACCAAGGACUGGGACUCGGUCCGGGCGACGGGGCCGCGCGCAAAGGCGGCUCGUGUUGACGGCCGACAACCACAACUCCCUCCACGGGCUGCGGGAAUACGCCCGGCGGCAGGGCGUCGCAACGCAGUAUGUGCCGUGUCGGAUGCCGGACAUGGAUGUGGACGAGACGGUGCUGAUGGACGUCCUGGCGCCAGAGGCCGGACCAACGGCAAGCUCGCGGCGAGCAUCCAAACCAACGCCGAACGGAUGGCAGCGGUUCUUUAGCAGCGUCUUUUGUGGACUCUUGGACGGGAAGGCGGACAUGGACGAAAAGGACGUCGAGGCUGAGGACGACGGCGUUGGUGACAUCACCAUAACUCCAAACAGCACCACCACCGCCCCGUCCUCCUUUGACCACCCCCACGACCGCGGCCUCUUUGCCUACCCGGCCCAAAGCAACUUUUCCGGUGUCCGCCACUCCCUGGACUGGAUCGCCGCCGCCCAGCGCCGCGGCUACGACGUCUUGCUGGACGCCGCGGCCUACCUGCCGACGUCGCGGCUCGACCUAUCCCGCGUGCACCCGGACUUUGUGCUGGUCAGCUGGUACAAGCUGUUUGGCUACCCGACCGGCGUGGGCUGUCUGGUGGCGCGGCGCGAAGCGCUGGGACGGCUGGACCGGCCGUGGUUUUCGGGCGGCACCAUCCGGGCCGUCAGCGUGGGGCUGCACUGGCACACACCGGCGCACCGCGUCGAGGCGCAGUUUGAGGACGGCACGGUGAAUUUCCAGUCGAUCCCGGACGUGGGCGUGGGCCUCCAGUGGCUCAAUGCCGCGCGCGGGGGGGCCGCCCUCGCGUGCGGCAGAGGCGGCAGCGACGACGCCAAGCGAGGCGAGGGGGACACACAAAUGGACACGCCGGCGGACAGGCUCGCGCUGGUGUCCGUCCGCGUCCGCUGCCUGACGGGCUGGUUCCUGGACCGGCUGGUCGUCCUGCGGCACAGCAACGGCCGCCCGAUGGUGCGCCUCUACGGUCCGCCGCACUGCCUGCCCGACGGCAGCAACCGCGGCGGGACGGUGACGUUCAACGUGUUGAAUACGGCGGGCGUGGUCGUGGACGAGCGCAUCGUGGCGCGGGAAGCGGCCAAGGCGCGCAUCUCCCUGCGGACGGGAUGCUUCUGCAACCCGGGCGCCGGAGAGGCGGCGCUGCAGUAUACCUGGGCGGACAUGCUGAAGCUGCAGGCGUUGGCCAUGCGGAGCGCGGGCGGCGAGACGUUGCAGGCGUUGAACAGCGCCGCGGUGGCUGGUCCCGCCGCCCACGUGGCGCGGGAUUGGACGCGGCCAGACAGUGGGUAUGAAGACGGAACGGUGACGCAGGCGUCGGAGGAGGAGGAGGUCUCAUCGCCCCAGCCGUCGUCUGUACCGACGCCGUCGGCUGCGUCCACUACGUCGACGACGUCGACUGCAUCGGCAUCUGCAACCAGAGACAACAGCGACUGGCCCGUCACCGGCGCCGUCCGCGUGUCCUUUGGCAUCGCUUCCAACACAGCCGACGUCGACGCCUUUUUUGCCUUUGUCCGCCGUGUAUUCCGUGACUGGGCGGGCGACAAUUCUGGAAUGGAGCCGAGGAUCGAGUGUUAA
This is a messenger RNA of Sporothrix brasiliensis 5110, 1992 nucleotides long. Its product is annotated as molybdenum cofactor sulfurase. The record is from RefSeq and is a predicted model, not a curated record. The coding region runs from base 1 to 1992 and encodes 663 amino acids. The transcript has a single exon. NCBI's taxonomy places the organism in Eukaryota, Fungi, Ascomycota, Sordariomycetes, Ophiostomatales, Ophiostomataceae.